CAGUCGCCACAACUCCUCCUCCCUCUUCUUUCUCUCUCUCUCUCUCUCUCUCUCUCUCUCUUUGUUUUCAGAAUCUCUCGGAGCUUUUUAACAACAAUGGCUGUUGAAGCUCAUCACUCGAACAUUUUCUCUCAGUUAAUAUCAUCAAACAGAGAUUGUGUUAAAUUCCAACAAAACAUGAAUCACGGCGAGUUUAAUCUCGCCGGCGGCGAAGUUCCGUUAAUAACCGGAAACUCUCUCACCGUUGAUCCUUUAGCUGCAAAAGCUAACGUCAACACUUCUUACAACUUCACUGCUCCUCCAACGUCUACAAAACGCCCGCGUGAUUUUCAAUACCGCGACUCAGACGCUCAGUUCGCGUCUGCGGUCAAACGGAGGUCCGUAGCGUUUGACUCAUCCUCGCCGUUGUCAUUGAUAAACGCUGAGUUCGUAUCUCAGAUCCAAAACCAACAACAGACGGAGAUCGAUAGGUUCGUAGCGCAGCAAACAGAGAAGCUUAGAAUAGAGAUUGAAGCUAGGCAACAAACGCAAACGCGGAUGUUUGCGUCUGCGGUUCAAAACGCUAUAACCAAGAAGUUAAAAGAGAAAGACGACGAAAUCGUACGUAUUAGGAACCUUAAUUGGGUUUUACAAGAGCGUGUGAAGAGUCUUUACGUGGAAAAUCAGAUUUGGCGCGAUAUCGCUCAAACAAACGAAGCAAACGCUAAUAAUCUUCGGACAAACCUAGACCAUGUUCUUGCUCAACUCGAAACGUUUCCAACCGCUUCAGCCGCUGUAGAAGAUGAUGCGGAAUCGAGUUGUGGAAGCUGCGGUGAUGGUGGUGGUGCUGAAGCGGUUACGGCGGUUAGUGGCGGUUGUAAACGGUGCGGUGAGAGAGAAGCAAGUGUGUUGGUGUUACCAUGUCGUCAUUUGUGUUUGUGUACAGUUUGUGGUGGUUCGGCUUUGUUACGAACUUGUCCGGUUUGUGAUAUGGUCAUGAACGCUAGUGUGCAUGUUAACAUGUCUUCUUGACCAUUUUUGUUUUCGUUCGUUACAAUUUAAUUUAUUUUGUAGUUAUUCUUCGUUAGGAUUUAAAGUCGCAAAGAAAUAGCAAAUUGAUUCUUGUCUUUUUGUAACUACUGGCUAUAAAUUAGUUUUUCGUUAAUUCUUAA
Camelina sativa (false flax) is the source of this 1151-nucleotide messenger RNA. RefSeq names its product E3 ubiquitin-protein ligase BOI-like. NCBI's taxonomy places the organism in Eukaryota, Viridiplantae, Streptophyta, Magnoliopsida, Brassicales, Brassicaceae. Gene Ontology annotation, biological process: regulation of programmed cell death. The record is from RefSeq and is a predicted model, not a curated record. Gene Ontology annotation, molecular function: ubiquitin-protein transferase activity.